Messenger RNA from Sardina pilchardus (European sardine), 3787 nucleotides. Its product is annotated as RING finger protein 145. The record is from RefSeq and is a predicted model, not a curated record. The coding region runs from base 787 to 2937 and encodes 716 amino acids. Lineage: Eukaryota; Metazoa; Chordata; Actinopteri; Clupeiformes; Clupeidae. Gene Ontology annotation, molecular function: zinc ion binding. The transcript is spliced from 10 exons. Gene Ontology annotation, cellular component: endomembrane system; endoplasmic reticulum.
CUGUCCCUCCACUGUUUUGCUUCGGUUGUAGAGGUUCAUUCUCACGUAUUCCUCAGUUGUAAGCGAUAACGUCUUUGUAUUUGUGCGAACUUAAUGCCUGUAGUUUGUCGGCUAUGGGUACACCAUCAAAAACCAUCCACACGACGACGACGACAAGCGUUUGUUCCUUUACAGGCGAAUGAUGUCAGAAUGUAACUCGGAUGGCCAGUCAGGCUGGAUAGAUUCGGAUAGCCUACUUGCAGCAGCUGCAGCCGACCACUUUAAUUGGACAGAUGAACAGGUAUCAAAUUGUAGGUCGUUUGCUUAAUCAACAGCCAUAGGAUAUUCAUUCAGUCCCCUUGUAGCAGACCUGACUGCAGGUGUCUUCCUGUUGAGCUCACUUUUUUCCAAGUUAACGAUACUACCGGAUGUUGGUUUCUGUUGUUAAGUGACAGAAAUGGAGGCAGGAAUAUCGAAAGUAACGUUAGCCUAAUGUCAAGUUGUUUAGUUGUUGCCUAGCCCUAACGUUACUGUUGUGUAGCCUACUUGUAACGUUGGUUUAGCCAUAACCUUAGCCAUAACAUUGACUUAUUAUCCCAUUAUAGAAAUCAAACACUGGCAGAACAGUAUUUAACGUUAGAAGUCAAUGUGUGGAUGAAUUUUCAAAUACGCCAAGGGGUUAGAAGAGAUAAGGUUAGUCCAAUAGCAGAAAUAGCGCCCAAGUCGUAAUAAUUUGCCAAAAUGUGACGGUUUCUUUUUGAACUAACUUUACCACGUCAAGAAUUUGCAGCUUUUUGUUUGAUAAAAAUGCCUUGGUUGGAAGACGUGGCGAACGUCGCCUUGCGGGUGCCUAGUUUAUUUGCCCUGGACCUGCUGUUCAAAUGCGACAUUGAGAGUUUCACAGAGCACAUAAAGGCCAGAAAUGAAGAUAUGCUGUUCAAGUACAAAUAUGUCAUCUGGAACGUGUAUUAUGUCGGUCAGCUGUUAAGCUUGGUGAUGCUGCUGUUGCCACUGGGUCAUAUUGUUCAGCUGUAUCUGCACGUGCUUACGGCUAUGCUGCUCUAUGUGGGUCAUCAUAUCUGCAGGGACUAUAUACAAGGAGAGGUGCGCUACGGCCUGGACAGGCCGUUGUAUCUUGACUCUCAGGCCUUGAAUAGUUUUGUGUCAACUCUUACAAGUCAGGUGAUUGUGUGCACGCUGUGUGCGUUCCUUAUGCGGACCCGUCAGGUGUGGCUUUUCUCCGCCCACCUGCUCCCCCUGUUGGCCCGUGCCUGCUGCCUGCCCCUGGACACGGUCAACACCGUGGCCUCGGCCUCCAUGGUCAUUUCCGUUCUGCAGGUGAUCGCUUUCCUGCUGAGCAACAUGUUCGUGCCCUACAGGCUGGCGAGGGCUGCCUACAGAGAGAUACAGGUGGUGGGCUUAUACAGGUUGUUUGCUGUGUGUGUGUCGGUGUGGCAGAGCUUCUCUGUGCCUCUGCUCUUCUCUGUCUUCUGGUUUCUGUUGUUUGCUGCCCAACUCAGCAGUCCCACAUCCAGCCACCAGGGGAUGCUGCUGUACCUACUCAGCAGCGUGUCCGAGUGCUGCUCUACUCCGUAUUCUCUGCUGGGUCUGGCGUGUGUGGUGUCUUACGUAGCCCUGGGGCUCAUGAACCUGUGCAAGUUCUUCCUGGGAGGAUAUGCAGCCGUGCAGAACCACAACGUCAUGCACAGGGGGGUGACUGAGGGCGUGACUCUCCUGCUGUUGGCCCUGCAGACGGGCCUGUUGGACAUGGCGCCUGUGCAGAGGUCCUUCCUCCUGUCAAUCAUCCUCUUCAUCAUCCUCACGUCCACCCUGCAGAACAUGAUCGAGAUUACUGAGCCCAUCGUACUCGCGCUGGCUGCCAGCAGAAACAGAAGCGUAUGGAAACACUUGCGGGGGCUGAGCAUGUGUGUGUUCCUGCUGCUCUCGCCCAUGUUCAUGGCCUACAAACUCUCUCAGUUCUUCGUCAUGGACCUCUGGCUCCUCAUUCUGUUGUCCAGCUGCAUCCUGACUUCCCUACAGGUGACGGGCACGCUGCUCAUCUACGGCCUGUUCAUGCUGGAGGUGUGCCUGUCCACGGCCAUCGGCGGCCUGGACGAGGUGGUGUACUACGUCAACGGCGUGUGCCGCGCGCUGGAGUUCCUGCUGGCCGUGUGCGUGGUGCUGUACGGCGCCUGGGAGUGCGUGUUCGGCGAGUGGAGCUGGCUGGGCGCCUCGGUGCUCAUCGUGCACUCCUACUGCAGCGUGUGGCUGCGCGCGCGCGCCGGCUGGAACAACUUCCUGCUGCGCCGCGAGGCCGCCCGCAAGAUCAGCUCGCUGCCCAGCGCCACCCAGCAGCAGCUGAAGGACCACAACGAUGUGUGCGCCAUCUGCUACCAGGACAUGUCGUCAGCGGUGAUCACAUACUGUGGUCACUAUUUCCAUGGUAACUGCUUGAGGAAGUGGUUGUAUGUCCAGGAGACGUGCCCCAUGUGCCACUCGCCUGUCAAACAAGCUCCGCCCGACCAGACAGCUGCUGCAGGAGACACCCCGGAAAGCCCACGACAGGAGGCCCCGCCGGAUGACUCCUCAUCUGGAGAAGAAGAAGACGACGACAUAGAGGGAUUCUCUGAAGAAGAGCAGGAAGAAGGAGAAGAAGAAGAACAACAACAACAAACUCCGCCCGAUCAAACAGCUGCUGCAGGCGACGCCCCAGAAGAUGAAGACGACGUCGUAGAGGGUUUCUCUGAAGAAGUGCAGGAAGGAGAAGAAGAACAUCAACUACAACUACAAACUCCGCCCGAUCAGACAACUGCUGCAGGCGACGCCCCACAAAGCCCACGACAGGAAACCCUUCCUAAUGACUCCUCAUCUGGAGAAGAAGACGACCACUUGGAGGGAUUCUCUGAAAAAGGGCAGGAAGUAGAACAGCAACAAACACAACAAGAGGGAGGGAGAUGAAGUUCAAACUGCAAAAAAAAGGCUGUGAAGAACGAGGCCUGGGGUGUGGUGGGGACGCUGGAGCCAACACAGAAACUAGUGCAUCCUCUGCACUGCACAGCUGCACAGGAUCUGCCACAGAACUGCAACUGUGCCCUGAGACAGACACACACACACACACACACACAGAGAGAGAGUGGAGGAGGACUUGGUGUCUGCAUCUCCACCCUGUCAGGAGGACGGUAGUGCCUCAGUGUCCUAACAACGGCGCGCCACAUCAUCACCGUGCCGACCACUGACAUUAAUACAGGGUUUGGAAAGAUUAGUGGAUGGGACAAACACAGAAUCUACUAAUAAAGUAGACCUAACGAACAAAUGUUGACCAUGGAUGUGAGCAUACACAAUAACAGGAUACUAAAUAAAUGUUUGGAGCUGGCAAGUCUGUUGCAUAUGAAUAUGAAAUAUCAAAUAUGAAAAGCCCUACUUAGUCCUUUCCCUUUCCUCAUAGUGUGUUUCCUUCUGUGAACAUAUGACUGGAAACAAGUUACCUUGUUUGUAUGCUCUUGAUGGAGAUUAGGGAGAGGAAAAGCGAUCUGUACACCAUUUAGCUCCCAUUCAUAAUCUUUAACGUUUCGAGCUCUUGGCUCUUUCUCAGACUUACUAGUAAAUAAAUUCAUAAAACGAUUAUGAAUGGGAGAUACAGUACAUGGUGUGCGUGCGGAUCCCUUUUACCUCUUGUGAUCCUUUCAUACUGGAUCCUGCACCUGUCCAACUUUGGCCUGGGAUGUGUGUGACCCUGCCCUUCUACUUGAUGGAGGAUUGACUUCUGUGCCUCUCAUGCAGCGUUUAUACGUCCUCCCUCGCUCCUCGG